AUGCUAUUAGAUUCCAAUCGGAAUUUGAAGCUGGCCGAUAUGGACCGGGCAGUCAGAAUCGGCGAAGAGAUUGCCGUGCUGACUGAGCCAUUCGGGUGGCUACUUAGCAAAGACGACGACGGCGACCCUGGCACCUAUGGCCUAGCAGGGGCUCGAACCGAGACAUUUGCCGUCGGCUCUAUCUACUACACCCUGUUACGUGGCCAUGAGCCGUACGAGACCGAGUCCUGGGGUAGAGACCACUUUGUCACACUGGCCGAAAAAUUCCAGUUCAGACAAUUUCCGCCCUUGACCAAUUCGGCCAGCGACGCCAUUGUGAGAAAGUGCUGA
This is a messenger RNA of Fonsecaea pedrosoi CBS 271.37, 330 nucleotides long. RefSeq lists its product as uncharacterized. The record is from RefSeq and is a predicted model, not a curated record. Lineage: Eukaryota; Fungi; Ascomycota; Eurotiomycetes; Chaetothyriales; Herpotrichiellaceae. Bases 1 to 330 code for a protein of 109 amino acids. The transcript has a single exon.